GGGUACCGGAUGACAUGCGCAGCCCAGCCGUGAAUCACACAUCUCCACGGUAACCGGUGGUAACAGGCUGCUCAGCAUCCGCGGAGGAGGCCAAUCUAUUGGCUAACACAGCAGAACACAGUCGUCCCAAGGCAGCCAUGGUGAAGCCGGGUAGCAACCUGUGUCAGAAGAAGCUGGAGAAGAAGUCGUUGUUGGACGACGGCUUCGACAACAUCCCCCUCAUCACCCCGCUGGAGGUCAACCAGCUGCAGAACCCCCACGCGACCCCCGACCAGGUGUUCGUGAAGACCAAGACACAGUACCAGCUGCAGCAGAAGAGCAAGAGGAGGCUGUACGUGCCCAGCAUCAGACGCUUCAACAUCAACUUCUACAGCAACGUGUCUGAGAAGACCAAGAUCACAGGCCUGAUCCUCAUCACGUUGGCCUUCCUCACCAGCCUCCUACUUCUGCUCAUGUACAAAGCCCUGUGGUACGACCAGCUCACCUGUCCAGAGGGCUUUGUUCUGAAGGGGAAGCACUGCGCCCCCACUGGCCUGGAGAUGUACUACACCGAGCAGCAGCAGAGAGAGCAGUCGGGCCCGGAGGAGCGCGGCACCAUCGGCGCCGGCUUCUACGCGGCCCUCAGCCACCUCAACAAGGUCAAGAGGACCAGGCCCGAGAUGGUGUCGCCAUGGCUACCCGUCAUCGGAACCCUGAAGGAGGGGGGAGGGCCUGCCAGGGAGAGCAUGGAGGAGCCCCUGGAGGGGGAGUUGGGAGGAAAGGAGUGA
Messenger RNA from Gadus chalcogrammus (walleye pollock), 767 nucleotides. RefSeq names its product calcyon neuron-specific vesicular protein (gene caly). The record is from RefSeq and is a predicted model, not a curated record. Gene Ontology annotation, biological process: G protein-coupled dopamine receptor signaling pathway; clathrin coat assembly; endosomal transport. The transcript has 5 exons. Gene Ontology annotation, molecular function: clathrin light chain binding. Gene Ontology annotation, cellular component: membrane; endosome. Lineage: Eukaryota; Metazoa; Chordata; Actinopteri; Gadiformes; Gadidae. The coding region runs from base 138 to 767 and encodes 209 amino acids.